Messenger RNA from Octopus sinensis (East Asian common octopus), 2390 nucleotides. RefSeq names its product actin-related protein 5. The transcript has 20 exons. Lineage: Eukaryota; Metazoa; Mollusca; Cephalopoda; Octopoda; Octopodidae. Bases 224 to 2371 code for a protein of 715 amino acids. The record is from RefSeq and is a predicted model, not a curated record. Gene Ontology annotation, biological process: regulation of DNA-templated transcription. Gene Ontology annotation, cellular component: cytoplasm; Ino80 complex.
AUUGCCCCAAUGUUUGUUAGAGAGCAGACUUUAGCAAGAAUGCUUUAAAUGUUACCUCGAUACAUUAAACAACUAAGUAGCAUAAUAAUAUCAACAAUUAUAAAUUUAAAACCUUCUAACACUUCUACCAUCAAUAGAACUCUCUUAUGUGGAGGUAUAAAUUGUAUAGUGUCAUGUCUGUCUAUCGCUUUUUCUGAGUUGCAGCGGAAGCUUAUAACUGAGAAUGUCUGCUGAUGAAGAGGAGGAGGAAGAGAAUGUUUUUUCAUUUAAAGAUGAUCGCCCAGUACCAGACUCUGUUUACACAUAUCCUUCAGGAUUGAGAGAAAGUGCUAUUCCAUUGGUUAUUGAUAAUGGUUCUUAUCAAUGCCGUGCUGGCUGGGCCUCAAUGGAUAAACCUCAGUUAAUAUUCAAAAACGUGACUGCUAAACAAAGAGGGAAAAAGGAAUCUGAACUGCAAGUAGGAAAUGAUAUCAGUAAUCUAGAAGUUGUGCGUUGGAUUCUUCGGACUCAGUUUGACAGAAAUGUGGUUACACAGUAUGAUGUCCAGGAGCAAGUGUUUGACUAUAUUUUUAACCAUUUGGGUAUUGAUACUGAAAGUUGUGUGGAUCAUCCCAUUGUCAUGUCUGAAGCUCUGAGUAAUCCAAAUUAUUGCAGACAACAAAUGUCUGAGUUGUUGUUUGAAUGUUACCAUGUCCCUAAAGUUGCUUAUGGCAAUGAUGCAUUAUUCAGUUUGUACAAAAAUCAUCCAAAACCAGAAUCAGCAAAUGCUUUAAUAGUUGACUGUGGUUAUCAAACAACUCAUGUCAUUCCCUUUAUAAAUGGUCAAAUUGUUGCUGAGAAUUGUCGCCGUCUAAAUUUAGGUGGUUUACAUCUUGAUUCAUUCCUACACAGACUUCUUCAGUUAAAAUAUCCCAAUCAUUUGGCUGCAAUAACUCUUAGCCGUGCUGAAGAGUUAGUACAACACCACACACAUAUGGCAGUAAACUACCAUGAAGAGCUAGCAAAAUGGGCUGACUAUGAGUAUUAUGAAGCUAAUGUUCAUAAAAUCCAAUUGCCAUUCACUCUGACAACAGAAGCUCAAAUAACUCUUGAACAGCAAAAAGAACGCCGUGAACAACAUAUUCGAAGACUGAAAGAAAUAAAUGCCAAAAGAAGACUAGAUAAGCUACAAGAGAAUGAAGAACAUUUGUUGCAGCUGAAGCGUAUUCAACUGCUGUUGGAAGAAGAUGAUGAAGAUGCUUUGAAAAAGUAUCAUCAAGUUCUGAAGGACAUGGGAUUCCACUCCAGUGAUGAACUCCUUGCUACUAUGAAUAAACUUUCUGCUAAUAUACAGCGCACAAGGGCAAAAAUCCAUGGAAAAGAACUUACAGAAGAACCAGAGAAUAAAGAAGAAUCUAAAUUUGAUCUUCUCAAUAUUCCUGAUGAAAUGCUUACCAUUGAACAACAAGCAGCUAAGAGGAAACAGCAUAUUCUGAAGGCUGCUCAAGAAGGCCAGGCACAGGCACAGGCUUUACAACAAGCUAAAAUCCAAACAGAAGUGGCAGAAGAAUUACUUAUGGAGCAAAAACGUCUGACUGAUUUUGACAGUUGGUUAUAUGAAGUCAGGCAGAAGCGAAAGAACUUAUUGGAAUCUCGAACCAACCGACGACAACGCAAAAUAGACAUGGCCAAACGAAGGACACUAGCCUCUCAGCAAAGGAUGAAAAUUAUCUCCCAACUCGCACAAAAUAACAAAAAACAAAAGGAUGAUAAUUUUGGACAGAAUGAUGCUGAUUGGGAUGUGUACAAGGAAAUUAAUCCUGAUGGUGGAGAUACUGAUUCUGAGGUUGAGGAGGAACAACUAGAAGAACUUGAAACAAUGUUGAGGGAACAUGACCCUGAAUUUCUUAAGGAACUCGAGGAAAAUGCUGGAAUUGGAGAAUUUGAUAUUGCUGAAUAUUACCGUCUCCAUUUGGGAGUAGAAAGAAUCAGAGUUCCAGAGCUAUUAUUCCAGCCUUCUAUGAUUGGAAUUGAACAGGCUGGUCUUUCAGAAAUGGUUGAUUAUGUAUUGAAAAAAUGUUCUCCAUCUGAACAGAAUGCCUUGGUUCAGUGUGUCUUCCUGACAGGAUCAAAUGCCAUGUUUAAUAAUUUCAAUAAAAGAAUGGAACGAGAUCUUCUUGCCAUACGUCCAUUUCAAACCACAUUCUCUGUCUAUCGUGCAGCUGAUCCUAUUUUGGAUGCUUGGCAUGGUGCAAGACAGUGGGCUCUUUCACCAUUGGUUCAUUCUUGCAGUGUUACCAGAGCUAUGUAUGAAGAAAUGGGUGGUGAAUAUCUAAUAGAACAUGUUGCAUCAAAUCGAUAUUUUCCUACACCAGUUUUAGUUUCAAAAUAAAUUGGCUUCACAUUUAAAU